ACCACUAAUAACAAAAAAAUGGAAAAAAUAUGAUAAAAAUGACAAAAACAACAAUUACAUUACAAGUCAUAUCAUUUCUCAAAUAUUAAAUUUAACAUUCUUCUCAUCUUCUAACACAAGAUCAAAGCCAGAAGAUAUUCCAACACUACUGCUUACUACUAAUAAUGCUGGAAUAGAUUCUAGAGAGAUGUUGUUGCCAUUUCUAAUGCCAUCAUCAAUCACUACUAAUAAUGAUGUAGGAACAAUGAUAUUGGCAAUUGAAAGAUUACCUGGCCCAAAAUAUUGUAUCAUUGAUCUUGUCAAGAGAAAAA
Molecule: messenger RNA, 311 nt
Organism: Entrophospora candida
Lineage: Eukaryota; Fungi; Glomeromycota; Glomeromycetes; Entrophosporales; Entrophosporaceae
Source: the annotation of a GenBank genome assembly